This is a messenger RNA of Neltuma alba, 1314 nucleotides long. Its product is annotated as basic 7S globulin-like. Gene Ontology annotation, biological process: proteolysis. Gene Ontology annotation, cellular component: cell wall; Golgi apparatus; plasma membrane. The transcript has a single exon. The record is from RefSeq and is a predicted model, not a curated record. Gene Ontology annotation, molecular function: aspartic-type endopeptidase activity. Lineage: Eukaryota; Viridiplantae; Streptophyta; Magnoliopsida; Fabales; Fabaceae. Bases 1 to 1314 code for a protein of 437 amino acids.
AUGGCUUCCACCUUUCAAUACCUCCUCCUUCUCUUGCUCUUCAUCAUUGCUCCUUCUUCUUCUGCUAAAUCUUCUUUCAGACCCAAAGCCCUCGUAAUCCCAGUCACUAGAGAUGACUCCGCUCUCCUCUAUGUUACUCAAAUCCAUCAGAGAACCCCACUCGUUCCCGUCAAACUUGUCCUUGAUGUCGGCGGCCAAUUCGUGUGGGUCGAUUGCAAACAGAACUACACCUCCUCCACGUACCGCCCUGCACGCUGCAACUCCACCCAAUGCCACCUUGCCGGCGCAGACAUAUGCAGCGAAUGCUUUACGUCUCCCAGGCCAGGCUGCCACAACACCUGCAUCCUAUCGCCGGAAAACCCCCUUAAUGGCGUCGCCACCACCGGCGACGUCGGCCAAGACGUUGUAUCUGUCCGGUCCACUAACGGAUUCAACCAGGGUCGAAAAGUCGCCGUUUCCAGCUUCAUAUUCUCAUGUGCGCCCACUUCCUUACUAAGCAACAACCUCGCCGACGGUGUGUCCGGUGUGGCUGCUCUAGGUCGGACCAAAGUAGCUUUUCCUUCUCAAUUCGCUUCCGCUUUCAACUUUCCCAGAAAGUUCGCCAUUUGCCUCGCUUCCCGUAAAUCAAAGGGUGUUGUGUUCUUCGGAGACCGCCCUUACGUUUUUCGUCCGAACGUGAACGCCGCCGAAUCUCUCACUUACACACCACUCAUUCACAACCGACCAACCUCAGGUUUCGAUUUCGAAAAACGACAGGCUUCGUCGGAGUACUUCAUCGGAGUCGAAUCCAUCAAAGUCGACCAAAAAGUUGUGCAGAUCAGGAAAAAAUUACUGUCCAUAAACAAGAAAGGCCUAGGUGGGACUAAGAUAAGCACGUUGCACCCGUACACAGUUCUGGAGAAGUCGAUCUACAAGGCGGUGACGAAGGCAUUUCUUAAAGAAAUGGCUGCUCGGAACAUCACCAGGGUGACUGACGUUGUGUCUCGCUUCGAUUAUUGUUUCAGUACGAAGAACAUCGGAAGCACGCGGCUGGGCGCGGCGGUGCCGACCAUCGAAUUUGUGCUUCAGAAUAAUGUGACUUGGCCCGUUUUCGGAGCAAACUCCAUGGAGCCGACGUGGACUGAUGACAAUGUGCUGUGUCUUGCCGUGGAGAAUGGAGGCGACAGCCCCAAGGCCUCAAUUGUGAUCGGAGGCCAUCAAAUGGAGAACCAUCUUUUGCAGUUCGAUUUGGAUUCUUCUAGGUUAGGGUUCAGCCCUUUGCUCUUUGGGAAGAGGACUACGUGUGCAAACUUCAAUUUCAAGUCCGCCGCAUGA